This is a messenger RNA of Trametes versicolor FP-101664 SS1, 918 nucleotides long. RefSeq lists its product as uncharacterized. The record is from RefSeq and is a predicted model, not a curated record. Lineage: Eukaryota; Fungi; Basidiomycota; Agaricomycetes; Polyporales; Polyporaceae. The coding region runs from base 1 to 918 and encodes 305 amino acids. The transcript is spliced from 4 exons.
AUGGCACCCACCACACUCCCGAAGAUCAACUGGACUGCCGGCAACCACCUUCUCACAUGGCAACUUCUGGCUGAGGUGGAGAAGGAGGAGAAUCGAAAGGUUCUAUUUGGGAAAAGGGGCGACCAGAACUCAUCUGCUGAACAUAAGAUAUCCGUUGUGAAGAGUAUAGCGGCUGCGGUUGUCCCGGAUCUGUAUGCCCUGGAUGCCACAGUUGCUGGUGACCGUGUGAAGUCAAAGAUUGCAUCUAUUACAGAACAAAUUGAGCGGGAUUGGCCGUUCUUCCCCCGCUUCCAUCGCCUCUUGUCAACGCGCCCCAACGUUCUCCCCGUUGCAAUCACCACAGGUGUUGGCCCACAGGGCGAGUCUACGGUCUAUUUUCAGGGCCGACCACCGACGUCAGGCUCUCAGGGAGCAGCACAAGUAAUCACAGACGAUGUGAUUGACCCUGCACUUCGUUCCGUCGAUAUGAAUCAAGUUCGCACACCGCCUACGCCUCCCCCGACUCAGCAGUCUUUGCCGCCCGCUUCCGCAUCGGUGCCCAAGACACCGACUUCGACCCAAGCCACCGGGCAGGACAAGCUCAAUCUUGCCAUGCAGAAGGCGAGCGCGUCAAUCAAGCCGCUGUCGAAAAAGCGCACAUGGGAAGACAGCUUUAUGAGUAUUACCGAGAAGAACAUGGAGCUCGUGCAGACCCGUAUGAAGGAGGAACGGGAGGAGAAGCGGGCGCAUCUACGGAUCAAAGAGCGUGAGCAGUAUCUGGCAGAGUACAGGGAGGGUUUGAUCUCCAGGGAGGAAUGGCAGGCGCUGGUGUCGGGUGAGCGUUCUGCUUCAUUGGGCGAGCAUUCUGCUUCAUUGUCUCCUCCUCCUCGCCGUGCACGCCAGCAGUCACCGCGUUGGGACAUUGAGGAGGAUGACUGA